Molecule: messenger RNA, 3052 nt
Organism: Pelmatolapia mariae (spotted tilapia)
Lineage: Eukaryota; Metazoa; Chordata; Actinopteri; Cichliformes; Cichlidae
Gene: tm2d3
Product: TM2 domain containing 3
Exons: 6
Coding region: 31-795 (254 amino acids)
Source: RefSeq, a predicted model, not a curated record
AAUGCACCUCUCUUUAGCUCUGCGGUAACAAUGGCUACUGUCUGUCAGAUUUGGAGACCGGACAGAGGACGGUGCCUUAAAAGCUACGGAAUUAUCGCCGUAUUGUUUAUGGACCUCAUGUUACAGUGUGUUAACGGUUCCCUGAGCACAACUAAUGUUGAGACCCACUACACAAGAGAUGGACCUUUCAUCACUAGCCCGGUGGUCCCCGAUGCAGCCUCAGUGUUUCCUGCAGAUGAAGACACAUCCAAAUGUCCUAGUGGGGGUUUGUGUCACCGCCUGCCAGCUGAUUGCAUUCAAUGCGAUUACCAUCUCAAGUGCACAUAUGGCAAACCAACUUUAUUUACCUGUAGACCCAAAAAAGGCGUUCACUGCAUAGGAGAGUCUGGACAGCAGCAAAACAAUUUUUCUCUCAAUAUCACCUGUCAGUUCUGUUGGCAGCUGGACCCUUCCCAGUAUCGCUGUACAAACUCCACCAACUGUAUGACAGUCUCUUGCCCACGCAAGCGCUACAAUGCCACCUGUGAUGUCUUAGAUCAUGUACAUUGCUUAGGUAAAAGACGUUUUCCAAAACGUUUAUUUUGUAACUGGACUGGUGGAUACAAAUGGUCAACAGCGUUGGCACUCAGCAUUACACUUGGUGGUUUUGGAGCGGACCGGUUUUACCUGGGCCAGUGGAGAGAGGGUCUGGGCAAACUGUUCAGCUUUGGAGGCCUAGGCAUUUGGACUUUGAUUGACGUCCUUCUAAUAGGGGUUGGUUAUGUAGGACCCGUUGACGGUUCUCUCUAUAUCUGAAGCAAAGCCCUGGGGACAUGGCUGGCUCUGCUCUUCACACUGCUUCACUCUCAAAAGACUGAAGAGCUGAGAUGCUGUGUUCUUAGCACGUUUGGCUGGCUAAGCUCGCUGUGCAACACGUCUUCAUCCCAUCUGCUAACAAGCAGGAAGUGUUUUCCUCAUCACACAAACGAUGAUUCUACCCACACAACCAUCAGAUUGAUCCCAAUCAUUCUGCGUCCAUGUCCUGUUGAGAUUGCGCAGAUGGUGCUGUGCAGGGGUAUAAGGAACUGGUAAUUACCUCUGUCCAGUUUCUUUGACUUAACUAGUGGUUAGGCUCUGUCUUGCUGAUAGGUAGCUGUGGUUUCCUGUGGAGCAACGCUUUUCCGUUGGAGUUGUGCAUUGCUUCUCUCUUGUUGCAAGUUAAAUGCUUCAAUAGGGGUCAAAUGGUAACCAUGGCCAUGCAGAAUUUUAUGGUGUCACCACACAAAGGACAAAUUGAAAGGUGAUAUUUAUAUCCUGAAAGUAUGAAUGUGCAGAAGGGAUUUAAGGUGGUUUUUUUAUCGAUUGUCAUUUCAGUGGACAACCUGAACAGUUAUUUCAGCAUGUACUUUAUUUCUUCACCUACAUUCAUUCAGCAGUGCAGGUCACAACUGUAAGAACACUCUCCAAACAGGGGUACAUUUUAUUUUAUAAAAGUUAAUAUGUUUAAUAAAUGAAAGCUACUAUAGUCUCACAACAGAAUUGGGUAGUAAACCAAAAGGUAAGUAGUGUAACUGUCUCUUCCUGCAGCAUGUAGUUGGAUUUCAGUUGCAGAACAGAUAACAAUCGGUGUAUGAUUGUGUUUGUGAUAAAUAUUGAAACACUUGAAAUGUGCUGCAAUAGCAAACUCGGCUCCUUGUGAUUUCCGUGUUGGAGAUAUCCUCUGCAUUUAAGUGGCAAUUUUCUGUGAAAUCGUCAUCAUCCUUUACAGAAGUCUGUGUACUAACACUGUAAAAUCUUUUAAUUCACCCACAUUAUGUAAAUAUGUUUUGUGUCAAUUUAAGUUGCUUUUUUUCCUCUCUAAGGGCACUGUAAAUUUUGUUUUUUAGUUAAGAAAAUAAAAUUGUGAAAUAUUUGUUUAUCAAAUGUACACAGCACUGCUAACCAAUUCCCUGUGCAUGUGUGUUUUUUAAAUGUAUUUAUAGUGUAUGGUAACACCAGAGAAUUUUGAAAGAAAAAUAAGAGGUGAAUAUUGUCAGUUGAAGGGUCACACAAAUAUACUGACAUACUCAAUUGAUUACAGCAGAACUACAAUUACUUGAACAGGACAGUUUCUUUAUAUAUAAUCGCCAUACAGUAAGUUUAAGCAUGAUGCCUGAAUUCUUUUCUCCCUGCAGGCAAUAACAGGUACUAGGAGGUAUGAGUUGAGGGCAUUUUCACAGAUGUCUGUUUUUUUCCCCCUCACAUUAAACAGUGAAAGGUGCCAGUAACCUUCAUUACCCACAGGUUUGUGACACCAGGAGGGUAAUGCAGUGGCCAAGCAAUGUUCCCCUUUUAAUAAAAUAUCAUUAAAGAGCCCAUAAACAAGGCACUGAAUAGCUGCAGGGGACUGUAGCUAAAAUGUUUAUCCAGAGGGUAAUGGUUAUUUCAGUUAAUGCAUUAGGCUCUAAUUCUAAAAUUGAUAUAGAUAUCUAUGCAACCACGUUACAUAACGAGGUUUGAAAAAAAUGAAAGAAAGGGAAAAAAACAUUUCCUUUCUAGCAGGUUCUUGGGCUUUGAUACGAGUUUUCCAAUUGGUUGCUUUGCUGAGCGUUGUAAAUUUACUCCACCCUAAUUCUAGUUCCUCAAUUUUUACUCCACCCACUCAUAGUCACUACAGCUCCCUCCCACAGACUGAUGUAAGUGUUUGUCAUCUUCUCUGAGUUGAGGAGGAGACGUCUAGUGAUUAUUUCUUCUUGGAGAGCUGUAAUUUAAACACCAACCAGAGGCUUUUCAACUCUGCAUCUAUGAUAUACUCUUAAUAAUAUUUGUUCCUACUGACUGCUCCAGCCUUACCUCAGUUUGAAUCAUGCAGUGCUGUUACAUACUCACAUUAAUGGAUUUAUCUGGACUGUGAACCUGAUGGGUACAAUCAGUCAGUGGGUUUAGCAUAGAUAGGUAAUGUUGUAAAUGUGUGCAAUAUGACUACAUGACUAUAUGGUACAGGCUUUUAAAACCAUGUAAAAUAACUAGCAAUGCAAUGAUGGAGUAAUUGAGCAGUAUACUGCUUAAUUCACAGUGGUGUUACAUAAAGUCA